Molecule: messenger RNA, 1644 nt
Organism: Lolium perenne
Lineage: Eukaryota; Viridiplantae; Streptophyta; Magnoliopsida; Poales; Poaceae
Product: putative pentatricopeptide repeat-containing protein At3g28640
Biological process (GO): RNA modification
Molecular function (GO): protein binding; RNA binding
Source: RefSeq, a predicted model, not a curated record
AGCCACUCAGCCCUUUUGAAGAGGCUGAGGAAGUAUCCCAUUCCCGCUGCUUCCUCCAGCUCCAGCGAAACCAAACCAGACGAGGAUGCGCCCCUACAUCCCCAAGACAACCUUCGCCUUCUGCCACUCCCUCCUCUCCUCCCGCUUCCGGCCAUCCGCCGCCGGCCCCGCCGCGCCGCUGCUCCCCGUCCAGGCCCUCCUCACCACGGCCGGACUCUCCCCGCGCCACCCCGACCUCUCCCUCGUCUCCCUCAACUCCCUCCUCCGCAUCCUCUCCCGGGGCGCCUCCUCGCCGGCCCACCCGCUCCUCGCCCUCCGCCUCCUCCUCCUCAUGCUCUCCCCCUCCUCGCCGCUCCCCUCCCCGGACCACCUCUCCUUCCCCUUCGCCCUCUCCGCCGCCGCCGCCGCAGCUCCCAUCACCCCGCCCCCGGGGCCGCAGCUCCAGGCCCUCCUCCUCAAGAACGCGCUCUUCCCCUCCGACCACUACGUCACCACCGCGCUGCUCCAGCUCCACGCGCCCCGCCCGGCCGACGCGCGGAGGGUGUUCGACGAGCUGCCGAGGCGGGAGGCCAUCCACUACGACCUGCUGAUCGGCGCCUACGCGCGCGCCGGGAUGGCCGCCGAGGGGCUGGCGCUGUUCCGGGCCAUGUUCGCGGACGGGGUGGCCCCGGACGCCGUCGUCCUCACGACGGCGAUCGCCGCGUGCGCCCAGUCCGGCGCGCUCGAGUGCGGGGAGUGGGCGCACCGCUACGUGGAGCGCAACGCGCCCGCGCUGCUCGCGGACGCGUUCGUCGGGUCGGCGCUGGUGAGCAUGUACGCCAAGUGCGGGUGCCUGCGGGAGGCCGUGAGGGUGUUCGAGGGAAUGCCGGAGCGGAACGAGUUCGUCUGGGGCACCAUGGUCGGCGCGUUCGCGGUGCACGGCAUGGCGCGGGAGGCGGUGGCGUGCCUCGAGAGGAUGGCGGGGGAGGACGGCGUGCGCCCGGACGGCGUGGCGGUGCUUGGGGCGCUGUCUGCGUGCGCGCACGCCGGGAAGGUCGAAGACGGGCUCGGCCUUCUGAAGGAGAUGCGCCGGCGGUACGGCGUCGCUCCGGGGCACGAGCAUUACAGCUGCACCGUCGACAUGCUGUGCCGGGUCGGGCGGCUGGAGGAAGCGGUGGAGCUGAUCGGGAGGAUGCCGAUGGCCCCGCUCGCAUCCGUGUGGGGAUCUCUCCUGGCAGGCUGCCGAAUGCACGGCAACGUCGAGUUGGCAGAGGUGGCAGCCAGUGAGCUCGAGAAGCUAGGAGCCGGUGCCGACCAGGGCGUCCACGUCCAGCUCUCCAACAUUUAUCUCGAUGCCAACCGCAAGGACGAUGCGCGGAGGGUCCGAAAACUGAUCGGCAGCCGGGGACUCAAGAAGGUCCCGGCGUAUAGCGAGGUGGAGGUUGAUGGCGAGUUAAGCUCGUUCGUCGCUGACGACCAGGCGCAUCCACAGCGCUUCGAGAUAUGGGACGUGCUUGGGCUGCUCGCAGAGCAGAUGGGGCCGAGUCCAGAGGAGGAGGAAGGAACAACCUUGGUUACGCUCUUGUAAGUUGUAAGUUGUAACAGGAAAUCGAAACAAUGUUGCAAUACAAGCGUUGAUACUGAGCAGUAAACGGUAUUUAUUCA